GGCCAACAUUUAAAAUGGAGGACUGGUCUCUGCUGCUGCUGCUGGCUCUGACUUCACUGCUGAUCUGCUCAACAAGCCACGUGUCUCUGACUGUGAGUCCCAGCAGCUCUCAGAUGUUUAGAGGACAGUCUGUCUCUCUGAGCUGUGAGGAGGACGACAGCUCUGCUGGAUGGACUCUGAGGAGGAACACAACCAGAGAAACCAGGACUCAGUGUGGAGAUGGCUGGGGAAGACCUGCUGGUCCCUCCUGUACCAUCAGCUACAUGGCCCCAUCCUACAGUGGGGUGUACUGGUGUGAGUCCAGAGAGGGAGCAACCAGUACCAGCAUCAGCAUCACUGUCCCUGGUGGACCAGUGAUCCUGCAGAGUCCUGUCCUCCCUGUGACGGAGGGACAAGACCUCACUCUGCACUGUAGGACAAAGACGUCCUCCAACCUCCCAGCGUCUUUCUAUAAAGAUGACUCCUUCAUCAGGACUGGGCCUGCUGGUCACAUGACCAUCCCCCAUGUCUCCAGGUCUGAUGAAGGCCUCUACAGGUGCAGCAUCAGCGGUGUUGGAGAGUCCCCCCCCAGCCGGGUCUCUGUCUCAGAGAAAUCUCCGACUACAAGUCCUCCUCCAACCUCCACUA
Molecule: messenger RNA, 627 nt
Organism: Etheostoma spectabile (orangethroat darter)
Lineage: Eukaryota; Metazoa; Chordata; Actinopteri; Perciformes; Percidae
Product: Fc receptor-like protein 5
Exons: 5
Biological process (GO): immune response; cell surface receptor signaling pathway
Cellular component (GO): external side of plasma membrane
Molecular function (GO): transmembrane signaling receptor activity
Source: RefSeq, a predicted model, not a curated record